UAGCUCCAGUGAAGUAAAUAAUGUUGAAUGGAUUUCUAGAUCUAGAAUCUAGACUAUAAUAAUCUAAACCAAUUUGUUGAUUAGUUCUUGUGUUAUAUCUGGCUGUGAUAAUUUAGAACCAUGUCUUCAACACCUGUCAACUGGGACGACUUUGCAAGCCAAGCUGCACAUAUUCAGAAUAUGAUUUCAGAUCAACUGAUGGUUCCUGAAUCGCCCCAAUUCAUCACAAGGCUAGCAGAGCCUCAAGAUUUAGUACUACUAAGUCCUAUUUCACCUCCAAAUCUAAUUGAUAUUGGUUCUGAAAACAUUCAAGAUGAUAUCAGAAACAAACUAACCACUUCAAAGGUUAAUGGUUCUUUUAGAGCAAAAACCCCUCUAAAAGACUCAUCAAAUGUGUUUUCAAAUAAAGAAAAUGUGUACACUACACCAGAGAAGGCCAGAGAGGGUAAAGGAAGUCCAAAAAUUCAGUGCCCCACGUCAGCAGAAUUCAAGGAAUUCUUGACAGGGAUUAUGGAGGUUUCCCCUGUGAUAGAAGAUAUAGAUGAUUCUAAAGUAACCCCUGUUCGCCCCUGUAAUGACAGCAACAAAAACUGUGGUACAGUUACUUUAACUAAGACAAGAACACGGAAAGGAACCUAUGAUAUAGCAAUUCCAGUGGAUGAGAUUAGGUCUAGUGUUGAGCAGGCCAGUGAAACACCUUUAGUCAGUGCCAACACUACCACCAUAAAACCGCGAGGAAGAAUAGGCACGUAUGACCUUCUAGACUCCCCCAGCAUAUUGUCUAGUCCAGACACUAAAACAUCUAAUGGUAUCCCAUGUGACCAAGAUAUUGUACUGACUAAUACUAAUAACCAAAGUUCACACAAGGGAAACCGUGCUAAUGAGCAGCUGGUUCAAGACAAAGUUGAUGCUUUGCUUCAAUCUCCAAGCUCAGAGGAAGAUCCUGUGGAUACUGAGGAACUUCUGAUAGUUUUUGAAGGGAUGCAGCGUGUUAAUAGCAGAACAGUAGAGCUUAAAAAGACCAGGCGGAAAAGGAUAGACCAUCCUGGUGCUUUGGGAAUAAAUCAGGCUCCGGAAGCACAAAGUGAUCAGUGUGGGUCUGAACUCAAAACAGAUAAACUAGCUGAAAACAAGGAAUUGGAAGUGCCUUCUUGUGAUGAGAAACCAUUGAACUCUAGUCAUAAACAUGUUAGAAAUGUGACUGUAGAUGUUGAUCAUAGAAAUGAAAAUGCCCCAGAGGUUUGCACUGAGCCGGCUGUACCUGAUAAUGCUGUUGUGACCAAUUCAGGUGAUAACUUAAAACCACCAGGCACUGUUACUAAACAGACUCUGCAGCCAAAACAAGGAAGGCUGUCACUGUCAACAGUUCAUAAUAAACCAGCAAAUAAAAUAGAGCAGCGACGAAGCACGGGUCUUCAGUUGAAAGUACCAGUGACUAAAUCUUCCAUAGCCAAGCCCAGUGAGACUAAACCGCUGCUCAAAAGACAGUCAAUAGGUUCAUCCGGUGCAAAAUCACAGCUUGCAGGCCAGCCAGUUUUAAAUGAUGAUACACUUAAAGCUGGCGAUGCCGGGCUCUCCAGAACAGUUACUAAACCCCAACCUCGGGUUUCCAAGCUUGUUCGUAGGGAUAGUCAACUGAAACCACCUACAAGCAAACCACCUCUUGAGGCUAAAGAGCUCCAGCCUCCCCAACAGCCAAGAGAACUUAAACCCCCUCAACAGCCUAAAGAACUUAAACCCCCUCAACAGCCUAAAGAACUUAAACCCCCUCAACAGCCAAGGGAACUGAAACCUCCACAACAGCCAAGGGAACUAAAGCCCCCUCAGCAUUCAAGGGAACUGAAACCCCCGCUCAAAAUGUUGGCUAAGAUCCCAGAAAAUCACACCAACCCAUCAGAGUUUUCAAACGAGAAACCAAAAGCUGUCAUAAAGAGCUUCAAAAAGUUAUCCUUGGGUCCAGCAGAGGUCUCAGAGAGCUCAAAUGCAAGUAAGUUAUCCAAAAGAUUGUCCAUGAAUGGUGCCACGGCUGUCAAGCAGUUGCCAAACAUGCCCAAAACGUUCAGCAAACCUUCUCUGCUUAUGAAUGGGCUGAAAGGAAACACAAAAGAUUCGUGUAGAGAUGUGAAGAAAAUAGCUGCUCCCAGUGAGUGCACUAAAAAGAUAGAAACUCCAAAGAAAGGACCGGCGCCUGUAAAAGCUAUUUUCCCCACAGACGGCUCUAGGACUGUUACCAAAGAUGAGUCCACAGCACUUUCCAGAACUGUUACUAAAGAAGACACAGCGCUCUCAAGGACUGUCGAUAUUUCAUCAGAUGAUGCUUUUAAAGAUGCUCCUUUUGCUGGUGAUACACCUUUAAAAAUGGACAAAUUUUUAAUACCAAAGCGACUAUCUGCUGCUUUUUAUAACUCAGCUGUCAGUGACAGUGCCAAUACAAAGAAUGGGAAGAAAACAUCUAUACCUACACCAACAAGAAUAUUUCGUAAUUCCAGCCACUCCAGCUCUGGGUCCACUUCCAGUUGUUCCUCUCUGCGCAAACCUUCGUUUGAAUCUCCAUUUUCUGGCAUUAGGGGUAGUGGGGAUGAUUCAGAAGCGUUUAAGCCAAAAAAAGCUCUAGUGCAAAAUACACCAGAUGUGGCACCCAGACGCCAGUCCAUGUGGUCACCUGUCAAGAAAAACCCUAUACCAACUGAUGACAUGGCUCACUUCUGUACCAAGAGGUCUCGCUCAGGUCAAGAGGGAGCCUCAUAAUUUUAUAGUUGAUUCCAUCUUAAUUCCUGUAAAGUGGUUUUUAGCAGUUUUUCAUCAAACCAAUGGCAAAGUACUGUGAACUAGAAUUUUAUUUGCGCCUGCUUACUACAAAAUUGUUAUUUUCCAAAUGUAUCUUCCAAUAUGUAAAACCAUUUGUUUAGCUGUUUCAAAAAUGCUUCUUUCUUUUAAUUUUUAGUUACCUCAAGUAGUUUUCAAUGCAGCUACAAUAUUUAAUCUGAGAUGUGUGUUUAUCAGAGGUUUAAUUUUUUAACUAUUCGUAUUUAUUAAUUGUUAUUGUUUUUUUUUUCGUUUAUAGUUUAUUUAAAUUAUAGUUCUUGAAGAUUCAUCAUUAUUUUUAAUACCAUUUUAAAUUGUAUUCUGUGCUCUAUUAUAUAUAUCACCUGUAUUUUAUUAGUAUAAUUCAGCAAAUAUUGCUUUCUUAUUACUUUUGAUAGCGAUAGCUCUUUCCAACCUUUAUUUUCACUUUACUAGCGCAACAUCUAUAAGUCUGUGAUCUUUUAUAUCUACUGUAUAUUUAUUUUUAAAAUACCAACCGAUGUUCAUUGUUAAAGCCAUUUAGCUUUAUAAAAUUUAGCUGUAAUAGGUAUCUACUUAAGACAUUGAAACAUUUAAAAAUAAAACCACAAUUGGUAAUGUAUUUCUCAAAGCGAUUAUUUUAGUAAAGAAUCAUGUAAUUUCUCAUUAAUUGUAAAUAAUGAAUUCCUCCUGUUGGUAAAACUAUUGUUGAAAAAAAUUAACUUGUAACAGGCUGUUAACAUACAUGAUUUUCUUCAAAUAUUCCAGAUAAGUGUUGUUUUUUAAAAUAUUAAUCUUCUAUAUGCAGAAAAACAGCAUAUUACCUAUGUCUUAAUCAUUUUCUUAAUUUGUUAAGCUACUCCUUUGCUGUCAUAAAAUUUUCUAUAGUCAACAAUUAGAAAAGUUAAUUAUGAUGUACAUAAUUAUCA
Messenger RNA from Physella acuta, 3713 nucleotides. Its product is annotated as protein piccolo. The record is from RefSeq and is a predicted model, not a curated record. Lineage: Eukaryota; Metazoa; Mollusca; Gastropoda; Physidae.